Molecule: messenger RNA, 1233 nt
Organism: Cantharellus anzutake
Lineage: Eukaryota; Fungi; Basidiomycota; Agaricomycetes; Cantharellales; Hydnaceae
Exons: 2
Coding region: 1-1233 (410 amino acids)
Source: RefSeq, a predicted model, not a curated record
AUGUGCUUUCUGUCCACGAAACCACAGCCAAAGCUGCCCACUACGCAUGCAUCUCUACUCAGCAGUGUCGUCGACGCCUACACUAAUCUCACGAGGGAUCAGCUCGUCUUAUUUCUGUCGAUAAGGCACCUGCCUGUCGAUGGCUCCUCACUUGAUUUAGCUAAGAGGCUGGCUGAGCAUGAUCUAGAAAGCUACUCUACGUCUCCUGUUGUUCAGUCCUUCCCGGGCCCUCCAGAAGUUGCUCCAGAACACCCUCCGCCACCGCCCAUAGCCAAGCCAUCCAAGUUGCCUACGCUCCCUGCUGAACUCCUUGCGGACAUCAUGGACUGUAUGGGUGAUUGGGAACUAGCCAAAGCUGUGGGAACGGUCACAUCCCUCAAAGCACCAAAAGAAUGGGAUCGAGCUUCCUCUGCAGAUCUUUCGGCCCUAGUUGGGAGUACCAAAUUUGACUUCUCGGCCCUAACCGCGACGGGGGCCAACGCGAUCGUCAGACUUUGCUACACCCAUAUCCUCGAUCUUUUGAAGAGUCACGACCCCACCUCGUUCGAUCGGCUCUACGGCGGUAUUCACUCACGACUCAUCCCUUUCCGUGCUUCGUGCUCCGGUCGGACGGAAGUCCUCACAUGGUGGAAGGAGCAGCAUGAAAUACCUAAAGACUACGGAGACGAUUGUAUUGAUGAAGCCUGCCGCCAUGGGCAGAUCGAAGUUCUCGAGUGGUGGAAACGCCAUUCAAGUACACUUCCGCUGCAGUAUACUGAGGCGGCGCUGGAGAAUGCCAGCGCACGAGGCCACAUCCAUGUGCUGGAAUGGUGGAAGCAGUCAGGGUUGUCACUUAAAGUUGGUCGUGUCAUGGACUUAGCAAGCAAGGCUGGUCAGGUGGAGGUAUUGGAUUGGUGGCUCCAUUCAGGUAUCGAAGUCAAUUAUGAUAAUGGAACCCUCGAGCACGCCAGUCGGAACGGACGCCUUAAUGUUUUAACUUGGUGGCUGCAUUCUGGGUAUCAAAUGAUGUACAAUGAAGACGUGUUGAUCGGUGCGACACGCCACAAUCGGCCGGAGGUCCUCCAGUGGUGGUAUGAUAGCGGCCUUCCUAUUCAUUACCGCAUAUGUGAUAUCGAGGAGGCUGUCGAGGAUGCCAUCCGACAAGGCUCCGGGGCGAAGGAGUGGUGGAUGAAGCUAGGAGUGGAUUUCAAUGCGAAUAACAUUGAAUGGGUACAACUUAAGUUAUUGCGGUGA